Molecule: messenger RNA, 4465 nt
Organism: Anguilla rostrata (American eel)
Lineage: Eukaryota; Metazoa; Chordata; Actinopteri; Anguilliformes; Anguillidae
Gene: mbd1a
Product: methyl-CpG binding domain protein 1a
Exons: 15
Coding region: 650-2410 (586 amino acids)
Molecular function (GO): zinc ion binding; DNA binding
Source: RefSeq, a predicted model, not a curated record
ACCACGCCGCCUCCACGGAGGACGGGACGCCGUCCGAGCGCAGCUUCUCCUCGGAGAAGACGGGCACCCCGAGCGGAGCCACACCCCCCACAGCCAGGCCGCCACCCCCCAGCGGCCUCUCCUCACCCCCACAGCCAGGCCGCCACCCCCAGCGGCCUCUCCUCACGCCCCAGCAGCAGGCCGCCGCGCCGCCCCCCUCCCCCAGUCCCCCAGCUCCUUCUGCUCCCCCCCGCGCCUGGUGCGCGCCUCCCCGCUCGCCCUCGCCGUCGCCGUGACGCCCGUCCGCCGGCCCGCCAGCGCCCCCGCCCUCCAGUUCGGGGAGUUCUCCCCCCAGCGCCUCAGCGCCCCCGACACCCCCAGCCGGGAGCUCCUCUUCCCCCGGCUGUCCCCGGCCUGGCUGGACUCCUCCCUCGCCCCCCUCGGCCCUGCCCUCAGCCCCGAAAGAGACCCCCGCACCGCCCAGGACAACCUCAAGUCCUCCCCCGCCUUCUCGCUGCCGGUGUCCAAGCACUCCCCGCGAUCCCUGCCCAUCUCGCACUCCCUAGACCCCAACUCGCCGUCCAAUGGGGAGGAAGGGCCUACCAGCUACGCUGGAUCGGCUGGACCGCUCGUGUAUGGCUGUUCCAAGUGUGGCUGCUCGUACCCAGGCAUGGUGUUCAGGAGACCUGACCAGAAAUCCUACUGUCCAAAAUGCACGCCCGAGAAGAAGCUGGAAGCCCCCCGAAACAUCGUCUUCAGGAAGUGGCUGCCGUGCGGGCAGUGCCGGGCGUGCCAGGUCACAGCGGACUGUGGCACGUGCGCCAGCUGCCGGCACGGCCUGUUAAACCCCGCCUCCCUGAAACCCGUCCGCUGCCGCCGGAGGAAGUGCCUCUGUCCGAUCCGCAAGGACGGCCAAGGCCAGUGGGUGCUUGGGAGGGCAUCGGACACGAAGGAACAAGGCACAACCACACCGAAAAAGACAGAUAAAUUAUCAAAGUUUGGGAGGAAACUCAAAUUGACGAAAUUAAAGAGGCAAAUUGCUGAGGAUGUGACGAGAAAGCCCAGGGCUCGGCGCCUGGAGUAUGGCCAGACUAAGCGCUUUAAGAAGCCGUAUGCCGUUCCCCAGUACAGCGACACGGAAGACUACCCCGGAUAUUACGAUGAUAACGACGACAUGGACAACGGACCGAAGAAGCGCAGCCGGCGCGCCUGCGGGAGAUGCGACGCCUGCCUGCGCACGACGGACUGCGGCCGCUGCGACUUCUGCAUGGACAAGCCCAAGUUCGGCGGGCGCAACAAGAAGAGGCAGAAGUGCCGCCUGCGCCAGUGCCAGAGUCACGCCAUGAGGCACUUGCUGCCCUUUCAGAUGGGUAAAUCUGGGGCCAGGCGACUCAUGCCUAAAUCGGGCCGGGACAAGUACUGGAGCAGGCGGGUGCAGUCGUCCCAGCGGCUGUCGUGGGAGGACAUGGAGCUGACCAACGACGAGGACGAGGAGGGCUACAUCGGGACGCUGCGGCCGGGUCUGUACGACCUGGACAAGGACCAGGAGGACCAGGAGGGCCUGGGGGACGCCGACGGGGACGUGGCGACCGCGGUCUCACAGAUGAACUCUGUGCUGCACUGUGACCCCAGCAAUGGCGCGCUGGUCUCCGAGGAGCUCUACGUCAGCAGCUACCCCCUCGCCAUCCAGGACCAGUUUCAAACGGAACGGACCAAACUCAAGAUGGCGAACGCGGGCCGCUCGCCGGCCGUCUAUGACACGGGCUUGCCCCUCCCUCCUCCGGACCCGGAGGUUCUGUACAGCCAGGCCGGCCUGCCGGGCCAGUACAGGAACAUUCCGGAGCUCCUGAGCAGUCCAGGGACGGGCGGCGUCAACGCCGCGCUGGUCCUGAGGGGGGACGUGGAGAUCGUGGAGGUGGAUUCUGGGGAGCGCGGGGAACCUGAGUCCACCCCUGUGAUCACGCAGAUCUUCAGCCUGGCGGCGGGGGCGCCGGCGGUGAGCGAGGCGGAGCGGGAGCUGCUGCGGCUGCUGGAGGCGCUGCGGCGGACGGUGCUGCCGGCGCACUGGGUGGGGCUGAUGGUGGAGGGCCCGCGGCUGCAGCUGCUGCAGUGCUCCAAGCUGUCCACCAUGGCCGACACCGUGCUGCAGGUGGAGCCGGGCUUCUUCUACCGCGUGAGCGUGCAGGGCCAGCCGCUGCUGCUCACGCACCCGCUGUACGAGGCGCACCCGCCCCGCCUGGCCCGCGCCGAGCUGGUGGUGUCCGUGCUGCUGGACCUGGAGCGCUACACCGUGUGCCAGGGCUACCCGUCCUGCGUGCCGCGGCCCGACCGCCAGCCCGUGCUGUACGUGCGCGCCGCCGCCUGCGGCCUGCUGGUGCUGCAGUCCGAGGAGCGCUGCGACAAGUGCGACAUCACCCAGCUGGUGGUGUGAGGGGGCGGGGGGGUGGUGGUGCAGGGACGGGACCAAAGAGUGUACUCGAUCACAAGGGGCUGCCCCUCCUCCAUGCAACUCGGGACCGGCAGGUCCCCCCUAAGGUGCGGAGGUGUAUUUCACUUAACCGCUGUUCAGCACUGCUGGAGAAUAAAGACUGGUAAAAUGUAUGAGAACUGGGGAUUUCAACCCCUCCCAAUCAGAGCUGCCCACACCCCCCCCACCGGGAUUCGUACAACUCCCCCACCCCCCCACCCUCAAGAGGAUCAGAGCUGCCCACACCCACCCCAACCCCCCAGCUCUGUUUCUAUGGUGCUCAGUGUGGAAUCACAUUUAAAGCUCGUCAAGGACAGCCAACGGCCUCCCACUUCUCAACGGCCGUUUCUGGUUGUGAAAAGAGCACGAUGAGACUGCUGCUGUUUUAACUGCUGUUCUUUUGUUUGUUUGUUUGUUUGUUUUCUUUUUGUAUUCUGCCUCUGACUCGAUGCUUAUCGCAUUUAGGGAGAGGGAGGUGAACUCAUCCACUCGACUACCUCUCAGUGGUUUUCCCACUUGGCUCCAUGUUUCUCUCCCCGAUUUCUUUUCUUUUAUUUUUUUAGUUUUUCUUGCUGCUUCCUGGGUUUUGUCAUCAAAAUGGAGGUGUGGUAAUGGAGACAGGUGUACGGCACAGGCACACGUUCGUCCGUUGCUGGAACGCUUGUUCUGCUGUUUGCUGGAAACUGCCUUAUAGCUAGUGCUUAGCCGCCGUUCAGCUAGCCGACCGGUCUCUUUUGUCGGUUUAAAUUCAAACCUGUUUCAUGUUGACCGCUUUCACCCCGGUCGAGCGGUGACAAUGUGUGGUGUCAUCACCCUAACGGUAGUUCAGGUGGGUGCUGGUUUCCUGUUGCUCGCUUCCUUCAGGUAAGGUUGUGUCCGUCUGCACAAGUAAACAAUCCACAGCCACAGCCUCCAUCAUGGGGGAGAGCACUUUGGCCUCUUUCCAUGCUGGCUCGCUCACUCUUAAUAGGCGGGUGAACUUCGCUGCAUGUUAGCAAAACUGCUUCCAGCACCCAAGCCUGUUUCAUUACCAUUCCUCCCCAGGUAGAGUGAGAGCACUCACCACUUUUUAGUUUGUUCGUUUUUUUUUUUAACGUUUGUUUGCCUUCCACCUGUGGUACAAACUGGACCAUCUUUCCCCGAAUAAUCGAGUCCAGGACUCAGUCUCCUGUUUCUGAACGAAUGUGUUUUAAGUUUCUAAAUUGCGUCCCCAGUCUGGUAAAUGACACUCGAGUGACGUGUGAAGCAUAAAUAUCCUUUGCUAUUGGGUAUUGGGUAAAGCAAGGGAGGGGGGGAGGUUUGUCAAAAAGCACACAGAUCUAAAAAAAAAAAAUAGUGCCAAGUUGUUCAAAAAACCACUUUAUGCAGCAAAGCCCAUACCUUUGCAAGCUCAUCUUUAGAGUUCCUAAAGAAACACAAACUUAUCCAAAGGUGUUUUUCUUAACCAAGUGUGGCUAGUAUUUUUUAUUCAUAUUGUGCGAAAUUAUGCUCUUGUAAAUAUGAACAGGACUAUUUAAAAAAUUGGAAUAAGAUUAUAUUUACACACUUGGAUGAAGCCUUUAAGUAGUACACUUGGCAGAGAGGUGAAUUUGGAUUAUCGAUCGAUGAUGAAUCAUGCCGAAAUGCAGUUCCACUUCACCAUGACCAAGUUUGUUUUAUUCCAGAUUGGUGUGGGGGUGGGGUAUUCUCAGUGAUUUUUCUUUGUUUCAAUUUGAUUUCCUCCCCUCCCCCCCACCCACCCCCAAUUUCUCAGUUUUGAUAUUAAUAUGUUCCUAAUUUCUCUGGGAUGCUUUUUCAUUGACGGUUCUUUAAAGGAUGAUCACUGCAUUUGGACUUAUCAUUCCUGUGUCUGUUGAAGCUUUCAGUUUUAUACUUAAAAACUAAGUCCACAUAAAGGAUUAGUAGAGAUUGUCAGUUAGUGUUGGGAAUGCUGUUGGCUGUCCCUGACGCAUUCUAGAAUUCAUGGUUAAUGGUUUAUUUUUUCUAAUUAUAUUAAACCAUAUGUUUUGAAAAUAAGAA